Messenger RNA from Brassica napus (rape), 789 nucleotides. Its product is annotated as putative defensin-like protein 234. The record is from RefSeq and is a predicted model, not a curated record. NCBI's taxonomy places the organism in Eukaryota, Viridiplantae, Streptophyta, Magnoliopsida, Brassicales, Brassicaceae. Bases 388 to 651 code for a protein of 87 amino acids. Gene Ontology annotation, biological process: signal transduction. The transcript is spliced from 2 exons.
UACUAUUUCUGCGCAUGGCGCAGGAAAACUCCUAGUUGUUUUUAAAAAAAAUAUCACCAAGGGUAACAGAAAAAUAGUCUCUUAUAUUAAUUACUGAAGAGAUUAAUUGAUGUUUUAUAGUAACUAGUCCAUCUCAAACGGUAAAAUUAAUAUAUAUAUUGCCUAAUAUAGCUUUGAAGAAUAUAUUGAAGAUUGCCUUCUAAAACUAGCUACAACCCAUUAAUUAAUUGGAUUUGGUCUUUGUAUUCACUGUCCAAAUCACGUUGAUUACCAAGGCAUUUGUUGAAUAUGCCUCUUAAUAGACGGUUGUAUUAACUCAUCCAAUGCAAUAUACAGAAAAUAAUUUGGCACAAAAGAGUGAAAAGUAAAACUCACUCAUCAAGAAUCAUGAGAUCUGCCAGUAUUUUUCUGGUUUCUUGUAUUCUCAUUUUCUUCAUCAUGAACAAUGUCAAAGACGUGGAAGCUGGAUUGACUCCAAUGGAUAACCAAUGCGGCCGGAAGGAUAUAUUUGUCGGGGGAUGCGGUCCCGACGGAAACAAAACGUGCAUAAACGACUUUGUUAAGAAAGGAGGUGAAGGGAAUAGGCCUUCUAGUUGCGAGUGUGAUGACUUCGGCGAAGAACAUUUAUGCCGAUGUAAUUUCUCUUGCUAGCUUUUGUUAUGGUCUAUAAACAAAAUUCUACGACAGAAAAUAGUGGAGAAUAAUAACACAGAACAAACUAGUUAUUGUUGCGUGUCUAAAAUCAUAAGAAAGUUUGAAUAAAAAAAGUCACAAGAAAAUAGUAGCAAA